UUCAUCCUUCUAGACUCUUCCACUCUUCUUCCUCUUCUUCUUCUUCUUCUUACCCGUAUUUAAAACCAUGCACCACCACAAGUUCCUUCCCGAGCCUAUUCCACAAGCCAUGGAUUUGAUCCACAAGUUCCUUAAUCUUGCAGCUCCCACUUUCACUUUCUUCUGCUUCUUCUUUUUCUUGCUACCUUUUUACUUUUUCAAGUCCCUCAAAUCCAUCUUCUCCACUAUUUUCUCAGAGAACCUUGCCUGCAAAGUUGUUCUCAUCACUGGAGCUUCUUCUGGUAUCGGUGAGCACUUGGCAUAUGAAUAUGGUAAAAGAGGAGCCCGCUUAUCUCUGGCUGCCCGGAGGUUGAACAGACUCCAAGAAGUUGCUGAUAUGGCGCGUGAGUUGGGCUCUCCUCAAGUUUUAACCAUUCAAGCAGAUGUUUCAAAGCGUAACGACUGCAAAAGCAUGGUUGAUCAAACUAUUAAUCAUUAUGGCAGAUUGGAUCAUUUGGUCAAUAAUGCUGGAAUUGGUUCCUUCUCCAUGUUUGAAGAGACGACGGACGUUGAUGUUUUCAGGAAACUCAUGGAUACCAACUUUUGGGGUUCAGUCUACACCACUUAUUUUGCAGUUCCUCAUCUUAAAGAAAGCAAUGGCAAGAUCAUAGCCAUUUCCUCAGCUGCUUCAUGGUUGCCCACACCCAGAAUGGCCUUUUAUAAUGCAAGCAAAGCAGCAGUUAAGAGCUUUUUUGAAACGCUGAGAGUUGAACUUGGAAACCAAAUACAAAUAACAAUAGUGACACCAGGUUUCAUAGAAUCUGAACUGACCCAAGGCAAGAUUCUGUCGGGCGAAGGUGAAAUGCGAGUUGACCAAGAGAUAAGAGAUGUGAUGGUGAGUACAACACCCGUAGGAUCAGUAAGUGGGUGUGCCAAGGCGAUAGUGAACAGUGCUUGCAGAGGAGAUAGGUAUUUGACACAGCCAUCCUGGUACAAGAUGACAUAUGUGUGGAAGGUGUUUUGGCCUGAAAUGGUGGAAUGGCAUUUCCGCUUGUUCUAUUUGACACAUCCCUCUCGUAGGGAUUUCCCCCUUGGCAAGAUGAUCUUAGAUAUUACUGGGAGUCAGCAAGUUCUCUACCCAUCUUCGACUCAGUCCUCUGAAAUCAAGACAGAUUAA
Carica papaya (papaya) is the source of this 1156-nucleotide messenger RNA. Its product is annotated as 11-beta-hydroxysteroid dehydrogenase 1A-like. Gene Ontology annotation, molecular function: 17-beta-hydroxysteroid dehydrogenase (NADP+) activity. Lineage: Eukaryota; Viridiplantae; Streptophyta; Magnoliopsida; Brassicales; Caricaceae. Gene Ontology annotation, cellular component: cytosol. Gene Ontology annotation, biological process: steroid metabolic process. The record is from RefSeq and is a predicted model, not a curated record.